AUGGCCGCUAAAGCCCAACCAUCCUUUAUGGAACUCAGCUUUUCUGCACCAAUUGACACGACAACCUUCAUCAGCCCAACCAAAAGUUUUGUUGCAAUUGUUGUUUCCCCGAUGGCACAUCUGACACAAAUUCAAGAUACACAACCCACUCCAAAUGUCAAUACAUUUGUUGUUUCACCUUUCUCUUCUCCGCUAUCCAAAUCCAAAAGGUCUCUAUAUCGCACUCAGGGGGAGAAUCCUAAGAAGAAGAAGAAGAUUGAUGUCGUUGUUACCCUUAUUACCCCUAUGCCUGAGAAUGAGCAUUCAUAUGAUUCUAGUGGCGAGUCUUCUUGUAAUACUCGUAAAAUAACAAAGUAUAUAGGUUCAAAACAAGGUUCACUGGAGAAGCUUAUUGAUGAUUUCGUUGAACUUGAGGUUGAAGUCACGAGAGAAACAACUGCUUCUCGUCAAACUCGAUGUCUUCGUACAGCUCGUUCUCAUUCUGAGGGACAACCGCUUAUGUCUGAUGUUGUUGCUAAGAAAGAUAUUGACGAUUAUAACCUAAAAAAUGCUUACUUGAACCAUUUUUAUUCGGUCUAUUUUGAACGUUGUCAUGGUCUGGUCUUUUCUCUUAUGUCAUUUAACCUUGAGCGCCCUAUUCUCGUGUCUCAUUUUGAGAAAUUUUAUGCAAAUUUGUGUUCUGGAGUUAAUAACGUUCGUUCUCCCCACAGCCAUAAGCAAAUAUUCAUGUUUGGUGGUUUCGAAAAAAGUUUAGGUGAUCACAGUCAGUACUACAAAGUGGUACUAUGUGCUUUAAGACAAUCUGUCCACGCGGAUUCCCCGUGGCUUCGGCAUCUAAAUCGGAAAAAUGGGGAACAAAGUGCAAGUGCAACCAAAGGGAAAGGAAAAGUAAUGGUUCAUCAUGAAGAGCAAGAUGAAGAGCAAGAGGAGUUGUUGGCCAUUGAAGAGGUCAUUGAGGAGGACCCCUAA
This is a messenger RNA of Striga asiatica, 969 nucleotides long. Lineage: Eukaryota; Viridiplantae; Streptophyta; Magnoliopsida; Lamiales; Orobanchaceae. The record is from the annotation of a GenBank genome assembly.